AUGGCACAACAACCGCUCCCCUCGUCGGUACAACCGACGGACGUCUAUGGCGGAGACGAAGUCUCUGCCAUCGUCCUUGACCCAGGCUACAUCAACACCCGUGCCGGCUUCGCGGGCGAAGAAAUGCCUAAGCAGGUUCUCCCCUCGUUCUACGGCCAUAUCACCUCCUCCAAUCGCGAUGUCUUCGGCGACCAGGCAAUGUAUCCCCGUGCUGACUUCGAAAUCCGCAAUUACAUGAACCGCGAUAGCGUCGUGGAGGACUGGGAUGCCGCCACCAAGAUCUGGGAGCAUGCCCUUGUCAACCGCCUGGGCAUCCCCCGCCCAACCCCGCCCAGCAAAAACGGCCUGAACAACAAGCCCAAACCAGCAGCCGAGGGCGAAGAUGUGGAAAUGGCCGACGAGGCUGAUUUAGACGAGACGGAAAACUACGAAAAGCCCAUGGCGGAGAAUCCACUGUUGAUGACAGAGGCGGCAUGGAACUCACCAAAGCAGAGGGAAAAGGCCAUUGAGAUUUGCAUGGAGAAUUGGGCGUGUCCUGCGUUUUGGCUGAGCAAGACCCCGGUGCUGGCUGCCUUUGCAGCGGGGAAGGCGACAGCCUUGGUGUUGGACGUGGGAGGAUCUAACACCAGUGUAACGGCGAUUUUUGACGGCAUGGUGCUGAAGCGGAGCGUCCAGCGGUCGCCUGUCGGCGGUGUAUGGCUCAGCAGCCAGAUCAGGUCGCUCUUUGAGGCCAGCGAGCCCAAGGUGGAGGUUGUGCCUACUUUUAUGGUGGAAAACAAGAAGCCGGUGGAGGCUGGGCAACCUGCUGACGCCAGGCUGAAGACUUUUGAUUUCCAGAUUUCACCCUCCUUCAGGGCCUAUGAGGAGGAGAGAGUCUUGAAAGAGUUCAAGGAGUCUGUGGUAGAGGUUUGGAGGGGCCCUGGGAGAUACCUCGCGCCAGGAAACGAGGACUACGCCAAGAACCUGCCUGGCCGUGUGUUUGAGAUGCCAGAUGGCAGCAAUCAGAUGUGGCGCGAGCAACGCUUCAAGGCUGCCGAGGGCAUGUGGGACGACAACGCUGCCUUCCCCAGCGCCACCGAGGAAGGAAAGAUCACCAAGGCCCAGACUGUGCCCGGCUUGAUCAAGGCAGCACUCGACUCCAUCGACGUCGACGUUCGACCUGCCCUUUUGGCCAACGUUGUCGUUACCGGGAGCACAAGCUUGUUGCCAGGGUUCACCGACCGCCUGAACCACGAACUCACAGCCAUGUUCCCCAGCGUCAAGGUCAAGCUUCACGCCGCCGGCCUCAGCAGCGAGAGGCGGUUCGGGGCCUGGAUAGGUGGCAGCAUCCUCGGGAGUCUGGGCACAUUCCACCAGAUGUGGAUCUCACGAAAGGAAUACGAGGAGAACGGGCCUGGGAUCGUGGAGAAGCGCUGCAAGUAG
Messenger RNA from Podospora anserina S mat+, 1422 nucleotides. RefSeq lists its product as uncharacterized. Bases 1 to 1422 code for a protein of 473 amino acids. Lineage: Eukaryota; Fungi; Ascomycota; Sordariomycetes; Sordariales; Podosporaceae. The transcript has 2 exons. Gene Ontology annotation, molecular function: chromatin binding. Gene Ontology annotation, cellular component: SWI/SNF complex; NuA4 histone acetyltransferase complex. The record is from RefSeq and is a predicted model, not a curated record. Gene Ontology annotation, biological process: regulation of transcription by RNA polymerase II.